AUGGCGACGCCGUUAACUAAGGCAGAGCUGCUUGCGAAGCAGAAUCGAGCGAUUGCAAACAUCAGAGUACCAUCCAAGCAGAUAACAAAACUCGAGAAGGUCACGUACGAAGUGGAUCAGUACAUUUCCACUCGCAGAGGGCAGAUCUUUACUCUAUCGGUUGUAGGAUUAGUAUUGAUCGUGCUUGGUGGGAUACUUCUCAAGACAGUGCAACCAUCGAGAGAGUUUGGAGAGACUGUGUGGGAUUCCUGGACAUACAUGGCAGACACAGGCUCUCAUACGUCCCUAGCCCAGGAUGGUCUUCGAAUUGUUGGGGUCCUGACGACGCUAGUGGGUAUUCUCUACUUCUCCGUGGUCAUGGGUUUCGUCGUUGAUGGAAUUCGGGAUAAAUUGGAUACACUGAAGAAAGGCAAGUCCAUCGUUGCUGAGGAGAAGCACACCCUUCUUCUCGGCUGGACAGAGAAGUCGGUGUCUUUGAUUCGACAGAUCUGUCUUGCGAACGCAAGUGAACGCGGCGGUGUCAUUGUUGUGCUCGCUGAAAGGGAUAAGGAAGAGUUAGAAGCCGAGCUCGAGUCUCAGAUACGGAAAGAAGAGCUGCGAGGAACCCGCAUUAUCUUUCGCACGGGAACACCGCUACUAUCGGUUGAUCUACUGAAAGUUUCUGCACACCGAGCCAAGAGUAUUAUCAUCAUGGCAAACUCUACAGGUGAUGCCGACCGAUCUGACGCGGCGGUGCUUCGUACUGUUCUCAGUCUAAAGACUCUUCCUGAGCUGACAGGUCAUAUCGUAGCCGAGUUACGCGACAUUGACAAUGAUCCGUUGGUUCGACUUGUUGGAGGCAAAGAAGUUGAGAUCCUCGUAUCACACGACAUCAUCGGUCGGCUGGUGCUCAUGUCUGCUCGAUCUCCUGGACUCGCUCGGGUUUAUUCCUCUCUACUUGGCUUUGAAGGCAACGAGUUCUACUUUAAAGAGUGGCCCGAAUGCAUCGGCGUACCGUUUGGUGGUCUCACCGAGCGUUUCCCUAACGCGAUACCGAUUGGAAUCAAACGUAAGAAUGGUGAGGUAUUCAUCUGUCCGAAUUCAGAUUUAAUUUUAGAAAAAGGCGACCAGAUUUUGGUUCUAGCAGAAGAUGACGACACGUACAAGGCAUGUCCUCCAGUCUCGAUUGAGGUGGGAAAAGUGCCACCACAACCCGUAAAAUUACCUGCGAAAGAGCGUAUUUUAAUGUGUGGCUGGCGUCGAGACGUGCGAGAUAUGAUCCAGUUACUUGACGCAGUUGUGGAGCCUGGCACUGAAUUGCACAUUAUCUGCGAAGAACCAAUUCAUUUACGUAACAAACUGCUACUUGAAGGAGGGUUGACAGUGGAAAAUUUGAAGAACAUCAAGCUUGUUCAUUAUGUGGGGAACACCGCUAUCCGCCGACAACUGGAGAAGCUUCCGUGGCACUCGUUCACAUCGAUCAUGAUUCUAUCGGACCAAUCUCGAGAAUUGGAUAUCAUGCACUCAGAUUCGCAUUCUUUGGCUUCUUUACUCCUCAUCCGUGACUUACAAGCGCGUAGUUCCAGUCGGAAUAGUGUCAUCCAGGGCGCUCCUGGUUACUGCAAGUGCAUCAGCGAAAUCCUGGACCCUCGAACGCAACGUACGAUCUCCACAAGUGCUACCAUAUUGACAUUAUCGGAGUUUAUCCAGUCGAACGAACUGGUCAGUUGUAUCCUCGCUAUGAUCUCUGAAAGCCGCGAUGUUCGAGUGAUUCUAGACGAAUUAUUAGGACCCCAAGGUGCCUUCUUCGAGGUAGAAGCUUCAGCUCGCUACUGUGAACCGAACGAGCAGGUUUCGUUUUGGCAAUUAGCCAAACGCGCGAUGGUUCAGGGGGAUAUUUUGUGUGGAUAUCAAGUUCGCGGUGCGGAAGAAACUGUACUGAACCCGGGAAAUAAGUACCUUCCGCAGACUUGGGAGAAUUUGGACAUGAUAGUGCUCCGAAAUGAGGACGACGGCUUCGCUGCACACGAGUCUUCGUAUGUACCAGUUGUGUCGGAAGACUUUGAGCGUACAACACGAAGUCGUCAGGUGAAGGCGACGUACUCUAGACAAAAGCUUCUGGAUGCUAUUGUGCAAGAGUCCGAUCUGAACAGCUUUAGUGAGGCGGGCAGCGAGACGGAUCGUGCUACUAUUAUGCGAGCGCUCUGCUCUUUCGAUCUUGAACAUGACGAUGACGAUCUCACAGUCUGCAGUGAGAGCAGUAUGGAAGAUGUUUUGUCGACACAACACCAUCAAGUCAGUGUGCGUGCUCUGGUUGCAGCGGCACGGAUUCUAGCCGACGCGUUGGAGAAAGCUGACGCAAACCAAGUAAAGAGUGUUUAA
Molecule: messenger RNA, 2361 nt
Organism: Phytophthora nicotianae INRA-310
Lineage: Eukaryota; Oomycota; Peronosporomycetes; Peronosporales; Peronosporaceae
Exons: 4
Coding region: 1-2361 (786 amino acids)
Biological process (GO): potassium ion transport
Source: RefSeq, a predicted model, not a curated record